Symbiodinium pilosum is the source of this 600-nucleotide messenger RNA. NCBI's taxonomy places the organism in Eukaryota, Dinophyceae, Suessiales, Symbiodiniaceae. The record is from the annotation of a GenBank genome assembly.
GUUAGUCGCUCUCGGUCAAGGAGAUGGGACUUGGAGGUGAAGAGCAUCAGCCGAGACGGCGAGGACUGCAUAGGAGCUUGCCACUGGGUCUUCAAGUCAACCUCCCGAUCAAUUCCAACAGAAUUUGAGAGCCGCAGUCAGCCCUUGGAUCCAUCAGUCCUGUGGAGCAGCACGAAGAGCACUGACGCCCACAGUCGGCCUAAUUGGUCAAUUCCUUCCGCAAAGCCCAAUGCAUUGGAGCAGUGGAGGGCAAAAGCUCCUGCAAAGCUUGCAUCCAAACAACUCCUUCCUGGACCCAGCUUUUGGCACUCGCACGGCCGUGGGAAAGGCCGCUACGGCUACUCUGAUGGAAGUCGAACAACCAGGAAGAAGCCGCAGUCUUGGUCUUCCACGCAAGAAUCGUUCUUGGGCCGGUCGGGGCGAGGAAUUGACAGAUGGCUGGACAACGCCUCCUACGACUCAAGCUUAAGAGCCUCCAGCUUGUUCAUUGGAACCCUGGAGGAAGAGCAAAUCCGGGGUCGGCACAGCGGGCCAAAGUUCUGUCCAACUGCUGCCAAGAAGCUGAGUGCCCUGACAACUGCCGUCCUGACCCCCCGCUAG